GCCGCAUUUUGGUCUUCCGAUCCAUCUCACCUCUCCUCUUCAGAUGAAGAGGAGGACGGUCGUGACAACUAGGAAUUCAGCCAAAAAAUGUGUUUCAUUUUUAUAGGAAAUCUGUUCCCAAAAUUCCCACAAAAAAUAUAUAUAUAUGUGAUCGUGUCUCAAAAUGCAAUGAAGCUGUGAAAUUAUGUCAUUUUCAAAUGCAAUCUCCUUUUGAGCUUAGUUGUGGUCAAUUUGAGGUGGACAAAUUAUUAUUAUCCAACAAACAACCACUCGUUCCGACAAAAAUUGGAUUUUAGCUGAAUCUAGUUGCCUACAGAUGUUGCUGUCCUACACAUGAACGUUAACAAGAUCCUGUGGCUCAUGCUAAUGGUUGGCGCGCGCUGUCACUCAUCAUCGCUCAAGGCGGUAAGAAGUCUGCAUGCCUAUGGUUCCGUACAUUCCACGCACAUCUCUCACGCCACGGAAGGAAAGUCGAUUCCAUCCCACGCGCUCAUGUUCCCAACCCGCUCCACACUCUCUUUCUGUCUUAGCGCUCACCCUCGCAUGGAUCUCUGAGCGGUGUCAAGACUGAGCUCGCCUCUUCACCUAAACACGAUGUUUUAUGGAUUAUCUUCCAUUGUAGUAGCGAGAGAUAUAUGUGGAUGGAACGCGGAGCGAGGUGGAGUACUGGACGGGUUACAGCAGUAGCCUAAAAACCGGGCGGCUGGGUGUUCCAUUCAACCAUGCUUUACUUCCAGCUGGUGAUCAUGGCUGGGACUGUCAUGUUGGCAUACUACUUUGAGUACACCGACACUUUCAACGUGCACGUCCAAGGGUUUUUCUGCUAUGACAAUGCCUACACCAAGCCUUACCAUGGACCCGAGGCGUCCAGCGCUGUUCCUCCUGUAAUACUUUACGCAGUGGUCUGCGGAUUGCCGUUGCUUUUGAUCACAGCCAUAGAGUCGGUGUUGUUUCUGCUUCAGUAUAUGUCAGAGGACCUGGACAACAGGGAGAAGAUCAUCGUCAUGGGAGACUGCUGUUACCUCAAUCCUCUGGUGCGCAGGACCUUCCGCUUCCUGGGUGUGUAUGCGUUCGGACUGUUCUCCACAGACAUCUUUGUAAACGCAGGCCAGGUUGUAACAGGAAACCUGUCCCCCCACUUCCUGACGGUGUGUAAGCCCAACUACACGGCCCUGGGCUGCAUGCAGACCGCCCGCUUCGUCAACCAAAAGGGGGUGUGCACGGGAAACGAGGACGACAUCAUGCGCGCCCGCAAAUCCUUCCCCUCCAAAGAGGCGGCACUCAGUGUCUACGCCGCGCUCUACACAGCGAUGUACAUCACGUUAACAGUGAAGGCCAAGGGGACCAAGCUGGCCAAGCCUGUCGUAUCUCUGGGUCUCAUAUGUCUGGCGUUUCUCACGGGCAUCAACAGGGUGGUGGAGUACCGCAACCACUGGUGUGACGUCAUCGCCGGAUUCAUCAUUGGAGGGGCCAUAGCAGUCUUCAUGGUUCCGAGAGGUGUUCCCAAGUCAUGUCAUUUCCACUUUGUUCUCCAUCUCCUCCAUUUCAACUGAUAGGCACGUCACCUGAUAUGCAAUCAUGGUGUUUUCACCCACCCAUCAUGCAGCUGAAACUCACUUCACGUGAGAACUAUGCACCCCCCCAAGGAGAGACAUGACGAUCUUUACCGCUGCAGGUACUGUAUGGAGUAGUGUGGGUCCCAAACCAACGCUGUCCCAACACCCCCGCCUGGUGUCUCUUGUAUUCAGCCCGUGCCCUUGGUUAUACCUCUGCUUCCACCUGAGGAUAUACACACUGCAGCACAUGGGUCAUUUCCUGACAACAUCAUUUGUGAUAUUUGAAUAACCACAUGUGUCCUCCCAUCGGCCCCCCAUUUACCAGUUACUAAUCCAUGUGACAUGAGUCGUCAUAAACUGAUAUCCCAACAAUGCUACUAAAGUAACCAUUGCUACUUAGUAACCAUUGCUACUUCCAACAUGGCCCAUGACAAUAGUCUCACAAUACCGUCAUUUGUGCAGUAGCCCAAUUCCAUGCUAUCAAUAUAGCAUCCUUCGCUACUAAUACUGCUCCUUCAGUUACUGUCCCUACAGCGCCUGCCGUGAGAACACCUCCUGCAUGUAAUCUGUCAAAUGUACACCGGCUGUUAGAAAUUGGAGAAAAAUGAACGAGUUGGGAAUAAUAUCCAAACUAACAAAACUCUGAGUCACAGGUGUCCUGAAAGCUUUACCAUAGUGUCUGAAAUGCCACCACAAUCUCUUCUACUCUUACCACGAUCUAGGUAUGUGUAAUGUUCAACUAAAUCCCCAUAUUGUGUACAGUUAGCUGCUCUCCCUCUUCCAUUAGAGGUCUCCUGUAACAAUAUACAGUCUCCGGGGAAUGAUACUCCUCCAUAAUCUAACCCAUAACACACUAUACUCCUAAUGCAUUUUCUACAGUUAUAAACAUACUAACACAAAGUACAUGUUUAAUAGCUUUGCACAACUCAUUGAUGCGAUGUAACGUAACAAUUCUGAGUGCAGGGUAAAACAGUUAAAACCUUCAUGGUUGUCCCAAGCUUUCAUCCAGUGAUUCCCCCCCAAACAAUCCACCUCCCCUCAGGAUGACACUCAGCGAUAAGUAUCCCAAUCACAACUGAAACGUUUGAUCAAUUCUCCAACCCAUAUUUAGAUUGACUGACCUCAGUGCUGACUUUGAGUCUAGGGCUCAAAUUCCAGUUGACCAACUUAGCACAGAUCAUCCCUGCUAGAACAUACAUUUAUAAACAACCUUUUAUUGCUGGUCAUAACUCUUCUCAAUACAGCCCCCCCCCCCCCCCCCCCCCCUUGUCCCUGUUUUCCUGUCAUGAUUGGCCUGGUAAAGAAAGAUCAGUAUCUCAAUGCAUUCUUGAGUCUAAAUAGUUAGCAAGGCGUAUUCCAACUCCCGGAUCCCAAUCUGGUGAUAUUUGUAUCAAAACAAAAACACAACAUGAAAUCAGCAAUACAUAUAUCACAAUCCAUUUGAAGUAACUGUCAUCCCUAUUUGCCUUUCUAUAUGCAGCCUGAACACAGUACCACUGUAUAAGUACCCAAAGACCAGGACCUCAGGGAACUGGUCAUUUUCCCCUUUCAAACACGUGAUUAAACAAAAACAUGUUAAAUCAAAAAUGAACAAAUUCGAAUAACUAAUCCACUUAGACUUACAACUCUUUAUAACUCCCUACGGAAAUAAUAAUAAUUUCCUAAAGUAAUGGUACAAUUUGGAUAGAGAAUGGUGUUUCUCAUGAAUUUUAUAAUGAAAUCCCCCUGUUCCGUCAAUUUCUAAUGAGGGUGAUCAUUCCUCAUUAGGAUUUUGUUUGUGUACAGAGCUUUCUACACCAUUAAAAUGUUUCCUCUCCCUUCCUUUCCCUUUCCUUUGGAAACCAUUUAAAUAGCUCUUCAAAACAUUUCCAUCCUCCUGCAUACCCAAUUUAACUGCAUUGAAAAGACCCCAUACAAUAAAUCCCACAACAUCGCGACAGUAUCUCUCUACCGAGUCCAACGAUUCACUGGUCUCCUUUUCCCCAUGAUUCUCUAUAACCACCACACCACAUAAAAUAUGAAAAGUAAAUUUUAGGUUUGGUAAGCCCUAUACCAAUUCCUCAUGAUCCCAGUUCAUUUUAGGUUAGGUAACCCCUAUACUAAUUCCUCGUGACCCCUCCACUCUUUCGUCCAUUCUAGAAUUCCAUUCCAGAAUAAGACAUCAAAUGUAAAUUUAUUUAAAAAUAAAACCAAAUAAAAUGUCUGAUUUAAACAAACCCUAAGGAGUGUUUGGCCAUAUAAUUGAAAUGUUUUACCUUUAGAAUCCAUUCCCCUGGCAUUUCGCCUUGAUUCUUCAACCCAAAAUACAUUUUCCUGUGGCAAAUUUAGCCAAUUUGUCAUCGUAAGGAAUUCGCAAUAUAUACAUAUGGUUUUCUAACACUUUCUCUCACCAAGGCAGCCGCCUUAGCCAUUCUGUCUGCUUUACGAUUCCUUAUGCCGAUUUUAUCUGUACGACUAGUAUGAGCUUCACAUUUCACCACUGUUAAUUUACUGGGUAACUGACAUGCUUCUGAUAAUACCUCCAGACCAUUUUUAAUUGUGUUCCUGUCGCUUAACAUGCCCCGUUGUGACCACAAUGUACCGAAAUCAUGAACUACUCCAAAUGCAUACCACACACAGCGUACCCCGUUAUGUUACUCUCUUCCCUUCAGUGUUCAUGUAUCUAGAGCCAUCUGUAUACAAUAUUUUUCCCGAUUCCAAUGCUGUCUCUUGCAAAUCAGGCCUAGGUUUUGGAGUAAUCUGAUCUGGGUGACAUGUCUGCGAUUCACCCUCCCCAUGCAACGACAUUAACGACGCAGGUUUCAAAGCACCAAUCACCUGAAAUUGUACAUUUUCAUGUGAUGUUCACUAUGGUUGCUACUGCGUGUGUAACAUACAAAUCUACUUUUUAACCCAUUGUAAUGGAAGCCGUGUUAUGCAACACUGUUUCUGACGCCUGUACCUCCCUAAGGUACGGUAGUAGCAUUCCUCUUGGCCCUCUUCAUUUUUGCGUAACCAUCGCGCUACAAUGUUUUUCCUGUUCACGAACAACAUUUUUUAACAGAUCAUUUUAGAUUUGGCAAUCCCAAUGCUGGCACUUGACACAAUUGCUUCUUUAACUCGACAAACGCUUCCUCACACUCUUGAGUCCACUCUAUCCUCUCAUGGGGGACCCCCCCCCCCUUUCGUCAACUUUGUAAGUGUC
This is a messenger RNA of Oncorhynchus mykiss (rainbow trout), 4740 nucleotides long. The record is from RefSeq and is a predicted model, not a curated record. NCBI's taxonomy places the organism in Eukaryota, Metazoa, Chordata, Actinopteri, Salmoniformes, Salmonidae.